Messenger RNA from Acanthamoeba castellanii str. Neff, 2646 nucleotides. Its product is annotated as transportin 2, putative. Gene Ontology annotation, biological process: protein import into nucleus. Gene Ontology annotation, molecular function: small GTPase binding; nuclear import signal receptor activity. The transcript has 4 exons. Bases 1 to 2646 code for a protein of 881 amino acids. Gene Ontology annotation, cellular component: nucleus; cytoplasm. The record is from RefSeq and is a predicted model, not a curated record. NCBI's taxonomy places the organism in Eukaryota, Discosea, Longamoebia, Acanthamoebidae.
AUGGCAGCGUGGCAACCGACGCAAGACGGGCUCAAUCAGAUCGUACAGCUGCUCAAGUUCAGCCAAUCUCCCGAUCAUGAUGUGCAGAAGCAGGUCAAUCAGCAACUUCAAUCGCUGCACAACAAUCCCGAGUACUACCGGUACUUGACGUAUAUCUUCACGAAGCUGCAAGAUCAGGAGGAGUACAUCCGCACGGUGGCGGGCCUCGUGCUCAAGAACAACAUCAGGGAGUACUAUCGACAGAUUCCUGAGGAAAUUCGCAACUACAUGAAGAAUGAGAUCAUCCAAUGCAUCGGCGACAGGAUGACUUCAAUCAGACGCACGGUGGGCACCAUCUUCACCACCAUCAUCGACGUCACAUCGAUGAAGGAGUGCCCGGGCCUCCUCCAGUACUUCCUUCAGCUCCUCAACACCAGCACGGAUGUGAACGUCAUCGACGGCACCCUCAGCGCCCUCCAGAAGAUCUGCCAGGACUCAGCAGAGAAAAUCGAAAACGACGACGCCGCGAUGGGCUCUCCGCUGCAGGCCCUCCUGCCCAAGCUCAUCUCCUUCUUCACUUCCGAGCACGAGGCCUUCCGUCGCUUCGCGCUCAGCUGCGUGAACAACUUCGUGGUGCCCAUGCCCACCGUGCUGGCGACCCACAUGGACGUCUACAUCAGGGGUCUGAAUCACCUGGCCAACGAUUCGUCGAACGAGAUCAAGAUUCUCGUGUGCCAGGGCCUUAUCACGCUGGUCGAGGUUCGCCUCGACUACGUGAAGCCGUACCUGCCGGCCUUCAUCGACUGCCUGCUGGUCAUGACCCGCGACGACGACGAGGCCGUCGCGCUCGAGGCCACCGAGUUCUGGCCCGUCAUCGCCGAGACCCGCAUGUGCACCGACAUCCUGCGGGCCAACCUCGGCCGCAUCCUGCCCGCGCUGCUCGACGGCAUGGUCUACACGGACAGCGAGAUCGCCGACUUUGACGCCGAGGAGGAGGACGAGAACGUGCCCGACAAGCCCCAGGACAUCAAGCCCUUCGUCUACGGCAAGCGCGGCGGAGACGGCGGCGACGAUGACGACGACGACGAUGGCGCCGACGACUACGAGCCGGAGGAGUGGAACCUGCGCAAGUGCUCCGCCGCCGGCCUUGACAUCUUUGCCAGCGAGUUCGGGGAUGAGAUUCUCCCCAUCGUGCUGCCCAUCAUCUCGUCGCGCCUGCAGAGCAGCGACAUCGCCCUGUGGCCCCAGAAGGAGAGCGCCAUCCUCGCCCUCGGCGCCGUGGCCGAAGGCUGCGGCUCCGCCAUCGAGAAGUUCCUCCCCGAGAUCAUCCCCUUCCUCCUCCAGCAGAGCAGUCACCCCAAGCCGCUGAUCCGGAGCAUCACGUGCUGGUCGCUGUGCCGCUACGGCGGGUGGAUCGCGGAUCAGCCGGAGCAGCAGAAGUUCAUGCAGCCGCUGCUGCAGCUCCUCCUCUCGCGUCUCCUCGAUUCGCACAAGCGCGUGCAGGAGGCGGCCGUGUCGGCGCUCGCCACCUUUGAGGAGAUCGCGCGCGAGCGGCUCGUGCCGUUCCUCGUGCCCGUGUGCCAGGCGCUCAUGGCCGCCUACGAGAAGUACCAGGCCAAGAACCUGCUGAUCCUCUACGACGCCAUCGGCACCCUCGCCGAGACGCUGGGCAACCAGCUCAACAAGGCCGAGUACGUCAACAUCCUGCUGCCGCCGCUCGUCAACCGCUGGAACCAGCUGCACGACGACGACCCGCGGCUCUUCCCGCUGCUCGAGUGCAUGAUGUACGUCGUCACGGCGCUCGGCGAGGGCUUCCUGCAGUACGCGCCGCCGGUCUACGCGCGCUGCCUGCGCCUGAUCGAGGGCACGAUCGCGGCCGAGAUGAACCAGGUGCCGAACCCGCCCGAGCGCGACUUCAUCAUCUGCUCGCUCGACCUCAUCGGCGGCCUCGUGGAGGGCAUCCGCGAGAAGCUCGACCCGCUCAUCAAGGAGAGCCGCCUCCUGGACCUCCUCUUCGUGUGCAUGAAGCACGAGAGCGGCGACGUGCGGCAGAGCGCGUUCGCCCUGGUGGGCGAGCUGUCCAAGUCGUCGCUCGGCCUGCUGGCGCCGUGCCUGGGCCAGUACGUGCCGGUCCUGAUCCAGAACAUCCACCCCGAGCACCAGUCGGCCUGCAACAACGCCGUGUGGGCCAUCGGCGAGAUCUCGAUGCGAGUGGGCAGCCAGAUGGAGCCGAUGGUGGUGCCUGUCAUGGGCAAGCUCAUCGAGAUCAUCAACUCCUACUACCCGCGCAACCUCAUCGAGAACGUGUCGAUCACCAUCGGCCGCAUGGGCCUCGUCUGCCCGCAGGCCGUGGCGCCCUACCUCGAGGAGUUCAUCGUGCCCUGGUGCAACUCGCUCCGAUGCGUGCGCGACGACGGCGAGAAGGAGUCGGCCUUCAAGGGCCUCUGCACCAUCAUCAAGGCCAACCCGCAGGCCGCCAUCAAGCACGUCACCCACAUCGCCGACGCCAUCGCCUCGUGGGACCAGCCCAAGCCCGAGCUCGCCCAGGCCUUUGGCCACAUCCUCCAGUCCUUCAAGGGUGCCCUCGCCCCCGACGUCUGGCAAGCCGCCACCGCCAGCUGGCCGCCCGGCCUCAAGGAGUUCCUCAACCAGCGCUACGGCAUCUGA